AUGGGCAAUUGGUUUCGUCACUCAUUACACCUACAAGCUUAUCGCUUAUCGGCGUGCUUGACCCCUUGCCUCGGCCCCAUCCGCAACUCCACCCACCGCGUCGGGUCCGGGGAGCGGCCGCUCUCGCCGAAUCAGGCUUUGCCGUUUCCCCUUGGCGUGACUAUUCAGUUCUGGCUAUUGGACAAUCGAGCUGGAUUGUUGGGCUUCUUUCCGAUGUUGUGCAUACUUGUCUACCUCGAACCAGACUGCUCGCAGCCUUACUCAAGGACAUGCUUUAUUCGAGAGAAACUAACAGUAUUGGCUCACCAUCAGACAGCUUUUAGUAAAACUUCGGCGUAUGCGUUUCCAGUUUUUGCCUGCGCUGAUUGCUCGACUUUUGGUGUAUAUAGAGCUGUUUCGACAAGCCAGGCCAACCGAAGAAAACCGCCGCAAUUGUCACUCUGUAUUGUCGCAAAUGAAGAGUUACAAGAGUCUCUUUAUGGCAAUCAUGCUGCUUUUGCGCAGACAAGCCCGUACAGAGCCGAAAUCACAACCCUAGAAUUGCGGAUCAUUCUGCUCAGCCUUGGUCACUCCCCUUGGUGUAGUUGGUUCAUCACGUUCGACUGUAAUUGUUCAUCUCUUGUCAUCGAAAGGUCUCUAGUUCGAUUCUGGAAGGGGAGAACCAAAUCUUUUGCCUUUUUGGCUGUUGACGAUAUCUUGAUUUUGCUUGAGAGCGAUCGAUGUUGGGUUGCCUGGGCGUCACUUGAGCUUCCCAUGCCUCCCGCGUACUUGGGACUCACAUAUGAAUGGUAUCAAGAGGAGGUUGUGAACCUCGCGACAUGA
Molecule: messenger RNA, 822 nt
Organism: Colletotrichum lupini
Lineage: Eukaryota; Fungi; Ascomycota; Sordariomycetes; Glomerellales; Glomerellaceae
Exons: 6
Coding region: 1-822 (273 amino acids)
Source: RefSeq, a predicted model, not a curated record